Bursaphelenchus xylophilus (pine wood nematode) is the source of this 771-nucleotide messenger RNA. The record is from the annotation of a GenBank genome assembly. Lineage: Eukaryota; Metazoa; Nematoda; Chromadorea; Rhabditida; Aphelenchoididae.
AUGUGGUGGGUCGCGUCGAUCUACUUGAUAAUUUGCUGGUCUAUGCAAUUGCAUCUACUAGUGUUAUGUAAAAAGAUAUCCCAAAUACGGAGACAGUCAAGACCAAGAAGUGGGACCAGCAGUCAGCCAAACAGUAAUGUAAACAGCCCCAUUCUUCUAGUCAAAGAAAAAGAGGCUAGUAAAAGUAAGGAAUUGUGUAAUAAGAGUAUAAUUAUCAUCUAUAGCGACUUCAACUGCUACAACAAUCAGCAAGGAUCAAACAACAAGGAACGGAAAUCAUGGUUCGAAGAGAGUCCAUUCAAGCAAAGCCUCGAGUCAACCACAAUCACAACAAAAAGUGACCGCAGCCAGUAAAGGAACUAGUACUACUGUUAAGAGUAGUGAAGAUUCAAGGAAGUCGAAGAACAAGAAAGAGAAGACCGCCGGAUCCGAGAGAAAAUCUGUCAAAAAGGUAAUCGUAUAAUAAAACAUUAAUUGUUUCUAAAUCAUUUACAGAGAGGUUCCAAGGAUAAAAAGAAACAUAAGAAAUCAAAGAAAGGAAAGAGCCGGAAAGAAAUCGACAUCAACAAGUACAAAUUGGAAGAUGACGUCACUCUGGAUCCAGGAAUCGACAUAGAAGAACUGGAUGCCGAGAACGACUUCCCUAUAGCAGAAAAGUUUUCAUCUAACGAUACCGACCGUCAUGACCGGACUCCAGUCUUCGUUUCUGGUCGAGAGAACUCAGACAACACACCCAUAAAAAGUGAUAAACAAAGCUGUAGCUACCGAUAG